AUGAUCGAACAUUAUCGGUAUGGACGGAUUGAUGAUGAGGGUAAUUGGAGCGAAGAGAAGAAACAAAAGAAACAAUCAACAACUACAACUACAACUACAACUGCAACUUCAACUGCAACUCCAAAGCAAACUGAGGCGAAUGACGGAAAAUUUGAGAACCCUUACAGAAUAGUUACAACUCCCCCACCAACACAGCCGGAAAUUGGAAUCAAUGAUACUACCAGUCGUGCUCCUUCAGUUGAAGAUCCACACGGUAAUAUUCCUCCACCGGCAUUUCCAGCCGAUCCCGGUCCCUUCACAGAAGGCAUUCGAUUGCUACUAUUUAAGACCAUGCCGGAUUUGCAUCCAAUUGUUGUCAAUACCUUGAGCGCAUUUGACUGGACCUUUGCGGAGUAUGUAUUGAACAAUGCCAUGCAUCCGGGUGCAAUUAUACAAGCAAUGACAUCAGAUACCCUUAAAUGGGUCACGGAGCAUGUAGCCAACUUUCCUGAGAUUCUUGCAGGCUCGGAUGGGCAAACAGUGUACAACUUUUUUGGAAAAGUUCCAUAUCCGUGCCAAUUCUUCCAAAGUCUCGCAAAAUCUAUUCGAGAUCAAUUGGUAUUCAAAAACAACUGGCUUCAAUAUUGUGAGCCAAUUCCCGUAAAAACGACUGCGGUCCCUAUACAUACCACCCCUCAACCAUUAUUUAAUGAAGAAAUCAUAGGCAUUAUUCGCAAGAAGAUUCCAAAUUUUUCUCUGUUGCUGGAGAUUGUGCCAUUUGAAAAAUUUCAAUCCAACAAUCCAAAGGCAAUUGCAUUAUUCAAAUUGAUUCAGAAUAUUAGUGACGAGGAUGCCAAGAAGGCAAAUAAACUAUUUAAUCAAUUAACAGCAAAAAUGACCAGGCAGGAAGCUGCGGACAUUUUCCUUAAUGGAAUUCGUGAAUUUGCCGGUUCAUUAACGGUGAGGGACUCUUGGAGAAAAUCGCACUCUGCCACCUUGUCUUCACCGCCUUUAACCAAUGUGACUGGUCUCUCACAACCACCACUGUCACCACCAGUUAUAAGCUCGAUGUUGUCGAAAUUACGAUCGAAACAUCAAGGUGGCCACAGACUGUCACUCUUCAGCAAUGUUCGCUUUGAGAGCCGAGAAGACGAGAAGCCUUUGCAAUUCGGACAAGAUGUGUCAUCAAGUGACCAGUGGGUUCCACAAUCUAGUGCACCGGGCUGGAACAAUGAAUGCCCAAACUGUCCACGGCAACCUUACGUAUGGCCAAAAAAUUGUCCCAACUGCCCUCAACCAGAAUCUCAACCUGUACCGUUGCCACCUGAAUUCCAAGAUCCUUGUCGACAAAAUUUUCAUUGGAGAAGACACCCGCACGCCGUUCGUAUUCAGGAUACAAAUUGUGAACCAUACGGAUGUGGGUAUUAUUACGGUGCGUCGUACGGAUACAGUUGGUCCGCAUUGUAUACACAUUAUCCAGGUUAUGAUGACGACAUGAGAAUAUCAUCAGAAGUGAAACGAGAAAUUUUAGCGUCAAUGCCUAACAUUGCCUACUGCUCAGCAAACCAACUCUUCUUUGUCCACCCUUCAUUUGCACGCUAUAUUAUUGCAAGGCACUUGGAUACUGCUCGGUUAUUGUCCUACAUGGAUGAGCCAGUGCUGUACAAAAUGCUUGCUAUCAAUCCAGGCCUGACAGAAAGAAUUGCAACGUUCACCGCUGUACAAAUAACUUCCAUUUUUGCUCGGACAUUCAAUCAUUGCCAUUUUUUGGAUAAAUUCCCAAGUUACGCCCGAAAUGUUAUUACUCUCAAGGUGAAACAGCUUGAGGUGUGCAAUCCGAGAACAACAAUCACUGGCACAGCUACUGGGUCAUUAACAAAAGGUCGCAAUAAAUCUUUGUUUUCAAAUGAUGAAAUUACCGCAAUUGAAACCAAGAUCCCAAAAUUUAGAAAAUUGAUUCCUUUAAUACCAAUGGAAAAAGCAGAAAAAGUGAAGCUGAAAGCAAAAAAUAGUUUUAAUUCCUUAUUCAUCCUGUUGCCAGCACAUGUUAUAGAAAAAAUCAACUCAUUCCUUGAAUCAACGUCUAAUCUCGAAGCAACAAGUCCCGGCAUCAUUGCAGAAAAAGUAAUUGGCAAAUCGGAUGACUUUUACUCCAAUCUUGUUAGAAGAAUGUUUGUUUAA
Molecule: messenger RNA, 2160 nt
Organism: Rodentolepis nana
Lineage: Eukaryota; Metazoa; Platyhelminthes; Cestoda; Cyclophyllidea; Hymenolepididae
Source: the annotation of a GenBank genome assembly